AUAAAAACAAUAAGAAUGGGCAAAUUAAAAACUGCAUUUGUUUUGCUGGCCAUUUUUAGUCACCAAGUCAAUGCCGACUGCGGAUGCAACAAGUUAGACAGAGAUGCUAGCGUUGCGGAACGAGUUGAUGAGCUGCCGGCGCAACAGGUGUGCCAGCAACAGGCGCGAAAUAAAAACAAACAUUAUCGAGACUAUUACCCCGAAGAGACAGAGGAGGAAAUCGAGGGAAUGUCCCUCAUACCAGGUGGAAGUCAGUAUAUUGGCACAGAUGAGCCUCAUUUUAUGGCUGAUCACGAAUCGCCAGAGCGUCUGGUAAAGUUAAAUGAUUUCUAUUUGGACAAAUACGAAGUAUCGAAUGCGAAUUUCGCUAAAUUCGUGGAAGCUACAAACUAUACGACCGAAGCGGAACGGUUUGGCGAUAGCUUCAUAUUCAAGACACUGCUCAAGCCAGAGCAGCAGGAAAAGUUGAAGGAUUACCGUGUUGCCAACGCGGUCUGGUGGUACAAAGUCAGCGGCGUUAGCUGGCGUCGUCCCAAUGGCAUAGACAGCAAUCUAGAAGGCCUGGAGCAUCACCCAGUUGUGCACGUUAGCUGGCGCGACGCCGUUGCCUAUUGUGAAUGGGCGGGCAAAAGAUUGCCUAGCGAAGCAGAGUGGGAGGUUGCUUGCCGUGGCGGCAAGCAGCGGAAGCUCUUUCCCUGGGGCAACAAACUUAUGCCUAAGGACAAGCACUGGCUGAACAUAUGGCAAGGUGACUUUCCCGAUGGCAACACCGAGGAGGAUGGCUAUCCAUUCACUUGCCCCGUUGAUCAAUUCCGUCAAAACAACUACGAUCUGUAUAACAUUGUCGGCAACGUCUGGGAAUGGACCGCGGAUCUGUGGCAGGCCGGCGACACCAGCCCAAGUCCCAAUCGUGUGAAGAAGGGCGGCUCCUACCUGUGCCACAAGUCCUAUUGUUAUCGCUAUCGCUGCGCUGCACGCUCCCAAAACACUGAAGACAGUUCGGCCGGCAAUUUGGGAUUUCGCUGCGCCAAGGAUGUGUAGAAAAGGAAUUUCUGAAUUUGAUCCCACAUCUGUAUAACUAUG
Messenger RNA from Drosophila arizonae, 1083 nucleotides. RefSeq names its product formylglycine-generating enzyme. NCBI's taxonomy places the organism in Eukaryota, Metazoa, Arthropoda, Insecta, Diptera, Drosophilidae. Gene Ontology annotation, molecular function: formylglycine-generating oxidase activity. Gene Ontology annotation, biological process: protein oxidation. Gene Ontology annotation, cellular component: endoplasmic reticulum. The record is from RefSeq and is a predicted model, not a curated record.